Larimichthys crocea (large yellow croaker) is the source of this 6647-nucleotide messenger RNA. It is a transcript of the gene arhgef49, whose product is annotated as Rho guanine nucleotide exchange factor 49. The record is from RefSeq and is a predicted model, not a curated record. Gene Ontology annotation, biological process: positive regulation of Rho protein signal transduction. NCBI's taxonomy places the organism in Eukaryota, Metazoa, Chordata, Actinopteri, Sciaenidae. Gene Ontology annotation, molecular function: guanyl-nucleotide exchange factor activity. The transcript has 9 exons. The coding region runs from base 577 to 4218 and encodes 1213 amino acids.
UCCCAAGGAGAACCCUGCAAAGGGACGAGGUCGUGGAUCCGGGAUCCUCCGGUAAAAUCCGUCAAGUCAGUUCGGGUGAAGGACAGAGAGUAAAUGAAUGAGUGAUCAGUGAGAGGUUUUAUGUCACUGCUGUCAUCGUGCAUUCUGCACGGCUCCCGGUCUGUAACUCACACCAGAUCCUUCAAUCUGAGGAUCAGCGAGUGUUCAACCUGCUGUCUGUAUCUGAAUCUGGAUCCAGACAGGAGCGGGACUUCUUCUCACUGAUGGGAUGGAGGUGAAAGAUCCGUGAGGGCAACUCAGAAAUCAAGACUCGAGCAGCACCAUGUUAUCAGGACGGUAGGGUGGUCCCAUCAGUUUGCCAGGACAUAAAUGCUAAUGAGCUCAAGGCCUCGUCUGUCUGGCUCAGACAGAUUGCAGUACCGGGGGGAGACUGAGAAGAGGAAGCCAGGUGCUUUGGGAUCCGAGCCAAUGACCUGUACGAAGAGAGAGGCCGCGUAGAAGCUUGAUUAAAAUGGGGCUGCAGAUCUUCGUACCUGUUGACUGUGUGUCUGAGGGUCACUCACUCAGCCCACAGCCAUGCCAGACGUAAAGCCUCCACCACCAUGUGACUACCCCUCCACCUCCUCCGUUGCAGCCUCCGCCGGCUCUCCUGCUGGCUGCACCUCUCCCCUCAUCAUAGACAUGGAGCCUUGCUUCGCUAACCUCCCCCUGUCUCCUGACCCCUUAUCCUCCUUCCCUCGACACAGACCCAGUGUUCCUCACUACCCGGGCUUUCAGGGGCCUCCCUACCCGCUCAUGUCCAGGUGUAACAGCAGCACCCUGCUCACUAACCUGGGGCUGAGGUACUGCUCCAGCAGGCAAGGUCCUCUGGGGGUGGGUCCAGGUGAGGGGGUGGCCCCAGGCUCCUGCAUUCACACAGGAAGCAACGGCAGCAGGCCUUAUAGGAGUAUGGAGAACCUGAACUGGAACAAUGUGGCAGAUUCUGGCCUGUGUGCAUUCAGUGCUGCCCCCUACAGGAGCAUGGACAGUGAGUUCAUUUUACGCUACACCUCCUCGAGCCAGUGGUGUGGCGGGCCUCCAGAUGGAUCUGUGGUGGGGGCCCAUGGAAUAGUACCUAACCCAGAGAGCAUGGCGUUUUACCCCCGACAUGGGCUGCCCAGGAAGGACCUACCACUAUUCCCUCAGUUGCUGUUUCCGGGUGGCGUUGACGAAUGGGAAGCAAGGAAGGGCCUGAGGGAGAAACUCCGCCUCCAGAGUGCGAGGUCAUCAGUUGAGACUCUGAAGCCCCUUCCAUUGCGGCCUCAGGUGGCCCGAGGUGCUGCACCCAUUGAACAGGAAGGUGUACAUCACAUGAAUUCAACAGGUGCUGGGUCCAGACCAACGCGCAUCACCAGCCCCCAAGAGAUCAAGCAGGAGGUCUUGAGGCGCUUGCAGCUCCGGCGCCAAAACAGCAGUCCCAACCUGGCUCUCCACAGUUCGCCAUCCAGCCCGAGAGUGGUUAAGACAUCGUACACAACAGAUAACAUCGCGGGUAACAGGAGUGGAUCAGAUUCUGCAUCUGAGCGCAGCAGACCUCCUGUGGGACGCCUUCAUAUCCCUACGUUUGAGGAGUUUAAGAGGAUGAGGCAGAAAGAGGGAGAACAGAGCAAAGAGUCCACAGCCGGUUCUGUGGUGUCUGGAAAACCUGAGGCUGACUUGCCACAGGAAGCGGGAACAUCAAACAGUGAUUUACCUCCUUCGGAUCGGACCGUUCCUCAGUCGAACUCCGGUGGAGGAAACAGGGAGCAGCAAGAAGAAUCUGAGGGAGAAAUAAGCAGAAGUGAACGGACAGAAAACAGUGGUGAAGCCCUGCAGAUUGUCACCUCCUCUGAAAGACCUGUGAGCAGUAACAGCAUUGCUGCUCCCACCUCCCCUCUCAUUACCGGCACUUUCUCUCCAAUCCGCACCGGCCCAGCUCCACGUUCACCCCUGCAGCCCCUGGCCAACUCUGCCCAGGAGAAAGCCUCAGCUGCAUGCGGAGAUGAUGGGAGCAGCAGGCGAAGGAGGAGCCUGGAACCAGCUGGGUCGGUUCCCUUCCCGCCCAACAGGGAGAACUGGGAUCGGCCCUCAAGUUGCUGCCCAGCACUCCUUCUGGAGGGGACGGACCUGUCCAGCUACGGAGCCAAGAUCUAUAAGAUGAAGGAUGGCCUUAUCGGCUCUGCACUGGACCUCAUUAAGAAAAGCUGCAGUGCAGAGAUCUCAGCCGAGGCCCCCGUCAGGCUGUCAGGUGACCGGGACGGAGGCUGUGACAUCACCGCCCCCUCGACUGACUGUCAGCCCUCCGCCGUUGCCAUGGCAACGUCGGCAACGGCCUGCGGAGCCGAGGCUGGCGACGAGACGCCUGCAGGAGGAGGAGGAGGAGGAGGAAGAGAGGAAGCAGGAGAAUGCCAGCACACCGGUCUGGGCUGCAGGCGCUCCAGCUCGGACGCAGCCUAUGAGCUGGCUGAGACGGUGAGGGCGCAACGCGAGUGCCGUCUCCGGCCCCACUACAGCGACCCCAUGCCAGCAGACGCCUCAAAGCGCAAACAGCUGGAGAUGAAGAUCGCUGCCGCCGCCCGACUCCACAGCCACCGCAGGGACCGCGACAGAGACCGAGACAGAGACAGUGCUCCGGCAGCCAUUCGUGGUCGCUCUGAGCCCCCUGGUGAGGAGCGCCAGGCGGGUCUCGGCGUGACUCGGUCCGGGCAGCAUCGCUGGAGCACCAUCAGCAGCCUGAGUGCCGACAGUGGAGUGGUGGGCCUCAGUGAUGAGCGGGAGGAGGAAGACAGUGAGCCUCGCCGGUACCGCAGAACCCGGGGAGCCGAGGUGGAAAGGGUAGACAGCGGCAUUGGCCCGGGUCUUUCCCGCACCUGGAAGAGACCAUCUGCCUCCCUCAGAGCCUGGGAGGCCCAAAGACCCUGUCCAGACUGUGGACUGAGGGACGGGGCCUCCAAAGAGCGAGGAGAGCGUAUGUGUGAACGUUGCUCCAAGCUGCGCACAGAGCGCAAAGAAGCCAUCUUGGAGUUUUUGAACACAGAGUCAAGCUACGGCGAGGACCUGCGGAUCAUCAAGGAGGAGUUUUACUGCCCCAUGCAGAGUGCUGGGCUGCUGACAGCUGAGCAGCUCACUGUGGUGUUUGGUAACGUUCAAGAGCUGAUAGACGUCAACGACCGCUUCACUGAACACCUGCAGGACAGCAUCGACCAGGCCUUUGACCAGGGAGAUGACGAUCUACUGACAGUGUACAUAGGAGAAAUUUUUCUGGAGUUCGUCAACAUGCUGCCUGCCUUCCAGACCUACUGCCUGCAGCAGUCUACCUCGGUCAACAUGCUCAACACACUGGAGAAAGAAAAAGAACUGCUCAGAAUCUUCCUGGAUGUUUCCCAGAAUGACAACACAGCACUGCGUCGUAUGAACUUGCGGUCCUUCCUCAUGGCACCCCUCCAACGUGUAACUAAAUACCCCCUUCUAUUGAGCCGAAUCAUAAAGGUCACUCCUGAAUGUCACCCCGACUAUUCCCGUCUCCGUGAGGCCAAGAGUCGUGUGGAAUCCCAUCUGGAGCACAUCAACAUGAAGACCAAGCAGGAGGGCAAUGGUGUCACCUGGUCCCUCCGUUCCUUCCGUCGCGACAGCCGCAAAAACCGGGAGGUCAUCAACAUUGAGAUGCGAGAGGUGUCGAUGAAGACGGUGGGCUGGGCCAGAGAGAACACACGAUUCGUCAUGGAAGGACCCCUCCAGUUGUCACAGCCAGCAGAUGGUCAGUGGGUGAAGAAAGGCAGUAAGGCCCUCAAGUUCCAAAAUGUCCAGAGUCUGCUGAUGGUGAGGACACAGCGGGUCGGCGAAGCCCUAGGGCAGGGCACUGACCUGGGGGCGCGGGGGGAUCAGGUGGAAGGCGGUGCAGAUGGUAUUCGAGAUGGAGUGCUAGUUCUAAUCAAGGACAAGAGCAGCGGAAAAUUCACAGUGCUGAGAGAGCCCAUCCGUCUGGGAAACUGUGUGGUGUCAACAGAUCCGGACUGCGAGGACACAUUCGAGGUGCUCGAUAUUCGGCGGGAGUCUUUCGUUUUCCGUGCAUCAGACAAAUCACGCACCCAGCAGUGGUUCCAUCAGAUUAAGAGAUACGCUCGAGACUUGGGCACCUGGAGGAAAAGACGCAAUGCUUUGCCCAACAUCAUGAUCAACACAAACCAGGGCCGCUCCUGAGACUGACCAACGCCCACCAAUGUGACACUGUAAAUAACCUUCUACUGCAAAAAUAGACUGACAACAAGAAGCAUUUCUGAGUGACACAACUGUUCUAACCAGUCAGAUUUCAGUAAAAGAAAAAAAUCUUUCUCAAAGUCUCAAAAGGGUAAGAGAAAGAUAGAGCACUUUUUUCUUACAAAGCUAUAAGUGCGUCAUACCGUCAUAAAAUUAUGGAUGGAAAUUUAAGUCGUUAAAAAAUAUCAGAUUAUUGGACAACCAAAAAAACUUGGGCUGUGCUCGUCAGCCUUGAUUGUAAAGACUGUUUGCUCUUUGAGAAAGAGAGCUAAGCUUUCAGUAAAUAAGGUGUGUCUGUUGCAAAGCAUGACUGAACGUGACUGACUGCAAAAAAGAAAAAUUGUAAUGUCCUUUUUAUACAAGACAGUGGGGAGGGGGGGUGCAUUUGUUUUUGGUACUAAGAGGAUGGAGACGUGGUCAAGAGCUUUGUUUAAUGGUUCCUGUUUGUUGUUACUGCCCUCUCCUGUCUGUGUGCCGCCCUCUACUGUACGUUUGACGGUAGAGCAACUUUCACUGCCAGAGAUGCAGCUGAGUAGAGCCUCUAUUACAGGCUGAACAGACCUCCUGUAUCACUGUGUUUAAAUGAGAACUCACAUAACAGCAAUAAUCUCUGCCAGUUCCAAAAGAAGUAGCUACUGUAUAUGCAUUUAAUUUCCCGAGAUUUACUUUGGCAUUCAGGAGUUCAUGCGUGAUGUUCUGGUCAAUCAUUGGACUUGAGAUAAUCUUAGUGCCAUGAAAGCAGUUUGUGAGAAGUCUAGUCGAUCUCAUUCGUCGUUAACAUCAUAUUAAAUAGGUCAGGUCAAACACUACAAUUUCCCCCACUGUUUGUUAAGUCUAGAGUUUUUCAACCUUGGGCUCAUGACUUCAUGUGUGAUCGAAGAGGCUGGGCUUUGGGACAGACUCAUAUUUGUCUGGUCUAUUUAUAGGGCUGCAACAAAGUUAACUGUGUUUAAUCGAUUAAUCCGAUUAAUCAUUUGGACUACAAAAUGUCUGGAAAUAGUGGAAAAAUCCCAGACCCCAGGGAAAGUAUUUUCAUCUUUUUUUGUUAUAGUCCAAACUUAUUUCAAGACCCUGAAAAUAGAAAGCAAAAAUAUGCUAUUUUAAAAUCAUAUGAUCCAUGAUAAAGUCAUAUCAGAAACUAUCUUUGGCUGCUGUGGUCAUGACAAUUGUGGCAUAAAGGUUGAAAAACCCUGGUUACUUGACGAAAACGCCUCAAAAAGUCGUCCCAACCAUCUCGUCGUGGCACAGUUUCAACUGUGUGUUAUGUGACCUAGCAAUGAGCUGUUGUGCCUUGGUACUUGAUUACUGUUAUGCUAAAAUGUACUGAAAUAUUUGCAAUCUGUCACAGUAGCAUUUAUCUCUGAGAUACUGACUAGACUGCCCUCUUUUGGCACUUGAUUGAGAUCCAUUUACAGGCAAUAUGAUUAACACCUCUGACAGUCCCUGGCUGCUAAUAAUGUGUGAUCACCUGAUCCUCUCUGAUUUAAGUGUGUUUUUAUUUAUGAAGGCUUUAUUUUGUUUAAUGCACUUUAUUCUGUAAUAGAAAGCUCCAGUAAAACUGCUGGUAAAACAUGUUACACAGUCUUGUUUAUUCACAAUUCUUCAUACCUUAGAAGGAACCUAGUUGACUGACGCAGAUUUUCGGUCAAUCCAGUCAUCAAACCAAAACCACUAUUUGAUGUUUUACGUUUGCUAUGAAGUAGCACCAGAAGAGGUAGCGAAUCACUGUGUUUUAGAGGGCAGGGCCACUCAACUCCACCCCAACACUCCAGUGUUGUUGGAGGACGCCGCUUCAGAUGAAGAAAAAAAAAAAAACAAAGCCUGCUGAGUUGCAUACAGAUUCUUUUGUUUUCCUCAUUUGCAUUUGAAAGACCUGAUGUAUUAUUUCCCCAAUGUAAUAUAUUGUGAAUUAUAUUAAAAGAUUUUAAACACAACCUUGCUUGCUGUAUUUUUCUGUGCCAUAUGCUCUUUUAUAAAGUCAGAUGAAGCUGGAGAUGUAGAACGUAGAAAUGUAUUUACAGUUAUUUUAAGCAUCUUUAGGACGACUGAUUCAAAAACAGGAAUACUCACAGUACAAGUGGAAUGCACUUAUCAGUCCAGGAAACACACAGGAUGGCGACAGUGAAUUAUUUCUAGAAAAUACAAUCCGGCUCCACUACGAUAUGAAGGCAAACAGAAGCAUGGAUUAUAGAAACAAACCACAUUUCCUGAAGGAAAACGGCAAACGUAUCACAUGCAGUACAUGACAUUCUGAACAUUUUGUAUGCACUCCUGGAUUUCCAGAUAAAAGCUUUAUCGCCCGACAACCGAAAUAUUCAAACAGCUUAACGGACAUACUCAUUGGCACAGUUCUGCAAGGCAGGAAAAAAAAA